AUUUCCCACAGGAACGGGGACGGAGGCCGGUGAUGGCGGCUGGUAGAGUGGUGACCUCUUAGGGAAGACACAAGAGACCAUUCUCCCAGUGAUGAUUCCAAGAGCUUUGUCAGUGACUGAGCCUGAAAGUGCCAGAGGAGGGAAACCUUCAGAAACACCAGGAACUGAAGAGAAGGAAACACAGAAAAAGGACAAGACAAGAAAGGAAAGAAGGAAAUGUGGACAAUAUCUCUAUGCCCAAGGUGACAAAAAAGGGGGGAAGAAAUGCCCAGCUGCAAAACCCUCCUGUUUGAACUCCUCCUUCCUAACCCUGCGCAGCGGCGUGGUUUACCAGGACAAAAACGCCACGGCCCAGCGAAUAUCCUCAGCCAGGCUGCACAAAAUCAAAGAGCUGAAGAACGAAAAAUUCGACCUGCAAAGGAGAAUCGAGGCGUCGAGCUUGGAGAACCAGGCUUUGAGAGAGCUGAACCGGCGGAACGGCAGAGCCCUCGACAGGUACAGCUGCGCAGAGAGCCACCUGCAGGAGCUGCUGGCCGGGCAUCGCAACGAGAUCACCGAGCUCAGGACACUCCUCAAAAUGUCCCAGGAGGCCGAGAGAAACACGGCCAGCGAGCUCAAAAGGGUGGAAGCGGAGAUGAGGAGAACUGAAGGUGAUCUGAAGACUUUGGUUGUGCUGUCAGAAGACAAAGCUCUGGCAGAGAGGGAGGAACUUAAUCACAGGUUGGCAGUCCUCAACAAAACGCUGGAGGCAAAGGAUGAGAGGAUAAAGAGUCUGGAAAUGCAGCUGAAGCUGAACAACAGCACCUUUAGUCGUCAGCUGGCAAGUGAGAGUAGAAAACUCCUGGAAGCUACAAUGACCACAAAGGACUUGCUACUGGAAAUUAAUGUCAUUCACCAAAAAAUUAAGGAAAAGGAUCGACAACUUUACGUACAGAAUAUUUAUGCAAAUCGGAUGCCAAAAUCCCUGAGGGACAGAAUUGAGCAAAGUCUGAGAGUAGACAGAUCAGCACAAGUAGAUAAAGAGAGUUUUAGAGAACUGCUGCUGUCUCAGCACCAGGAAACAGAAAAAAGUCCAAUCCAGCUAAAAAAGGAGAAGGAAGGAAAUAAAGGUAGAGAAGGUAAAGCCAAGGAAGUGUGCUCAAAUGCCCAGGGCAGAAAAGAAAAGCAAGCAACCAAGAAAGUGCCAAUGCCAGAAACUUCUAACAGGACCCACAGAAGGGGCAAACUACUGAUGGAAGAACACAGUUUUUCAGAAUUUAUUAAAGAAAUGGAAGAAGAGACAGAGUUUUUUGAACAGGAGUUGAAAAGUCUGAUGAAAUCUGAACAAAAUCCUCGAAGUGACAGAGUAAAGAACAAUCAAGAGGGAGAGGCAGUGGGAGAAGUUGAAAAAGAAGAGAAAAAACCAUUUGAGCAGCAAAGUAAGAAAGCCAGGAGUGAAGGUGCAAUUCCAAGCAAAGACCCCACUUGGCAGAAAAAAAAAUUCAUCUCCACAGAAGCCAUUGAGAAUUUGCAUCAGGGUCUCCACACUUCAGGUGCCAAAUGCAAAGCAGGGAGCUUGAGCUGCAGGGACACUGCUGAGAGCAGGGGGAAAAUUUCCUUUGGGGCUUAUGAGCCUUCCUUUGGGCAAAUCCCCCAGGCUGGGCAGGGCUGCAGCCACCUGCUGCCUGCUGAGAGGAAAACACCUGAUGGAGCUCCCUGGGGAGGGCUGUUUGCAAGGAGACACCCCCUCGAGUUCCAGCAGCACAAGGGUGAGGGUCCACAAGUGAGGGCUGCUUGGCAAAUCCCAAACUUCAGCUCUCCUCAUUGAAACCAUCUCCUGAGAAUAUACAAUUAUGAUAGUUAUCAGCUUACCUUUAGAAAGUUUCAACAGUCAGAUUGUUAGAAAACAAGUGUUUUACUUUAAUUGUUUAUUAAAUCUUACAAGUACUGGCAAUUGCUUUCCAUGAUUUUUUCCAAAACAAUCCAAUCCAUUCUGUGCUCAGUGUGUAUCACAAAAAUGUGUUGUAUUAAGAAUUCCUUACUGCUACCAGGUAAAAGUUAGUCCUUGUUUAGGAACUUCCAGGUUUUUGCAUUCCCAAGGAGCUGGAAUUUGGAAGCUGGGUGGUUGUCAGCUCACUGCUUUCAUAAGGUUCACUGCUGGGUAAGGACCAACAAUGCAAUAAAAGAAAACACUUUUUUAAUUCCUUCACUCCCCAAACAGCUUCCAGAAUUCGCAGAUAAUAAAAAUAAUUUGCUCCUACAUUGUUUUCACGAGCAUUAGAAACCUCUAAAGCCUCAUUCUUUCCCACUGUUGGAACUUAUCAAAGCAGUUUGCCUGGUAACUUCCCCAGCUGACAUCCAGAGAUGAAUGUGCAAGAGGAAAGCAUUGUUUUGGAGAAGUCAGGCAUAGCCAGUCCCCAAAAAGCCUCUAAAAAUCCUUGUUUAAGGUUAUGUAAGCGAGGGGAGGAGGAUUGUUUUGUUCCUCACAGUAAUUCAUUAAAUACUUGUUAAAUUCAUGUGAAGUUUGGAAAAAUUAGAGGCAUUCUGUUAAUUUUUAAAGGCAGUAGCACUUUUAAAAAUGGGAAAAAUUACACUACAAAAGCUUUUAAGGAUGACAAAGGCAUUCAGAGCUGAACUUGCUUGCAGCAACAUUUCCAAGGUUGAGAAAAAUAAUUAGAAAAAC
Molecule: messenger RNA, 2662 nt
Organism: Oenanthe melanoleuca
Lineage: Eukaryota; Metazoa; Chordata; Aves; Passeriformes; Muscicapidae
Gene: LCA5L
Product: lebercilin LCA5 like
Exons: 8
Coding region: 92-1807 (571 amino acids)
Biological process (GO): intraciliary transport
Cellular component (GO): axoneme
Source: RefSeq, a predicted model, not a curated record